AUGUCCAUAUUUUUUAAAGAAAACAGUAGCAAAUAACCAAUAUUCCAAAAAAAACUAGGUUAUAAUUUAUUGGCAGAGGCUCUGCAAUAAUAGGGAUUAGAGUAUUGCUUCAGUGUGGAAAAUUCUCCAGUGAUACAGUUGGAAAUUGCCCUUAUAGCUAACGAGAUUAAGAAUAUUGGGUUUAAAAGUUAAAAAGGAGCUGUUUUUGCAGCAUCAGCUAUUGGGUUUAUGACGGGGAGACCUGGGAUAUGUGUUUUUGGUAGAGAAUAUGAUAUUAUUUAAGUUAUUGAGGGUCUCACAAAUGCAUGGAUUAAUGGAUGGCCAGUCAUAGUAAUUUCAGCAUGUAAAGACAUAUAUAAUCAAGCGAAAGGCACUCAUUAAGAAAUAGAUAGGAAGGCAUUUAAGAAAUUUUAUAUUAAGUACUCAUAGAAGGUGACUAGUGUUGCUGAUAUUCCUAUGGUGAUCGAAAAGGCUUACAAAAUGUGUGUUUCUGGCAGAGCUGGACCUGUCUACAUAGAGAUCCCAGGCAAUAUAUUAGAUUCAUAAGUACCAAUUUAAUAAGCAUUAGAGCCAGCAAUCAUAACUUAAGCACCUCCUGUUCUGUCUUCAUAUGAAGAUAUCAGUAUAGCAGCAGACCUUUUGAAGAAAGCAAAGAAUCCUUUAAUUGUGAUUGGUCCUUUAAAUCAUGCUGAAGAAGCAGAAAUAAAAAAAUUAAUUAGCAAGAUUUAUCUGCCAUUUUUACCUACAUUGUUUGGUAAAGGAGUCAUUUCAGAUAAGCAUAAUUGCUGUGUUAUCUAAGCUCAAAAUUACGUUUUAUAAAACACAGAUGUCAUACUUUUAAUCGGAACGGGUCUUAAUUGGAUAUUAGACUUCGGCCAAUACCCUUAAUUUAACAGAGAUGCACAAAUUAUUUAAAUAUUUAAUGAUCCUGAAUAUUUUAACUAUUUCAUUCAAGGCACUGUAAAUUUAUGUGGAAAUAUUUAAGAUACAAUAAGAAUGCUUUAUCUUGAAAUGAAAGGAUUUAACUCUAGGUAGAUUUAAAUUAAAUGGUGGUAAACAAUUUAGUAGAUAAUUCAUAGAAAUGAGUAGGUUAACAAAUAUUUGCUUUUUGAAGAAAAGCAAUAUUUAAGUUUUUAUUCUGCUUUAGGAGAAAUAGUUAACGUUUUACCUAAAGAUUUUAUAUGUGUAAUAGAAGGUGAUGAUAUAAAAAAUAUGGCAAGACCAAUAAUAAAUUAGGUAAAACCAAAGUAGUAUUUAAGCUCAGGAAAUAGUAUUAUAAAAGGUGUAAGUAUUCCUUUUUGCAUAGCAUCUAAGUGUGUAUAUAAAAACAAACCAGUAGUGUGCAUUUUUGAUGACGAAUCCUUCAAUUUAUCAUAAGCAGAUAUAGAGGCCUCAUCUCAAUACAAGCUACCAUUCAUAGCUAUAAUUUUUAAUACAAAAAAAUAUGCAGGUAUGUAUAAAAAAUAAAGCUAAGAAAAUAAGCAAUAGAAUUAUUAAUUUGUAGCCCAUCCAUCAAUUAGGUUUGAGAAAGCAGCUGAUAAUUAUGGAGGAGUAGGCAUUUUAGUAAAUAAUUUGAAAGAGUUGAAAUAAGCUUUGAAUUAAGCUUUUAAAAACUAAGGAAGACUCUACAUAAUCAAUAUUCUAAUAGAUUAGCCAUUAAACCAAACAGAAAUAGAAUAAAAAGCAAAUUAUUUCAGAAACAGUGGUAUAAAUCCCAAGUUAUGA
Molecule: messenger RNA, 1725 nt
Organism: Tetrahymena thermophila SB210
Lineage: Eukaryota; Ciliophora; Oligohymenophorea; Hymenostomatida; Tetrahymenidae
Product: thiamine pyrophosphate enzyme, central domain protein
Exons: 6
Biological process (GO): fatty acid alpha-oxidation
Cellular component (GO): peroxisome
Molecular function (GO): catalytic activity; thiamine pyrophosphate binding; magnesium ion binding
Source: RefSeq, a predicted model, not a curated record